UGGAAUAUCUCACUUUCAUUUCAUGUGCCGCGUUGUACAGAGCGUUCGGGGGAAACAAAUUUAAUUGAAAAAUUCAUUUUAACUCAUUUAUUAACAUAUAACUUAACAUAAUGUCACCCCGUCGCAGUGCUCGUAUAUUGGCCAAAAAUGCAGCUUCCAACCAGGAAGCUGCGUCCGCUGCCGUCCAGCCUGCUGCCAGUCGCCGCAUUAUGUCCCGUCGUGGGACCACCAACACCACUGCAAGCCGCCAGCGCACUGGACUGCGCCGCCGCGCUGCCAGCCGGGCGUCCACUGCCACCCGGACCGCCAUCCGCCUCACUGUGCUCAGCCGCAAUGCUUACCGCCGCGCGGCCAACAUCACCGCAAACGAGCGCGCUGCCACCUACCGCCGUGAUAGUGAUCGCCCAGCCGCCAUCGUUUGGAACCGGCCUCACGCUGCAAGACGUCGCAUUGCCAACCAGCCGUCCGCCGAGGGCCAGACAGUUGUCUACCGCAGCACAGGCGACGCUUUUCCCGACCUUUUCCCGAUGAUAAGCGACCUUGAAAAUGUCUUCCAUUUCGGCUACGAGAUUCUUCCUUUGGAAGCCGUCGGAGCGCCGGAGAACGCUAACCGCGUAGCUGCGGCGCAAGCGAACCCAAUGCGAACUAACAUUGGCUUUCGCCGCCUCCACAGCGAGCUGGCGAAAAUGAAGAGCGAACCGACCGAUGGGUGCGAAGUGGAGCUACUUGGCGACUCCAUCUACAACUGGCGGGCCGUCAUUCUCGGGCCCUCGGGGACGCCCUAUGAGGGCGGUCACUUUGAGCUGCACAUACGAUUUCCAACAUUGUACCCGUCUCAGCCACCGUCUUUACAAUUCCGCACCAAGAUUUACCACUGCAACAUACAUCACGGCUUCGUCUGCAUGGAUAUACUGGGCUCGAAUUGGUCGCCGGCCCUGACCGUGGAAAAGUUGCUUCUGUCCAUUCGAUCGCUGCUGGCCGAUCCCAAUCCGGACAGCCCCAUGAAUUGCGUUGUUGCCGAUAUGUACAAGAAAAACCGCCAGCAACAUGACCUCCUGGCACGCGAGUGGACCGCUCGCUACGCCAAGGCUGGCGCUUCACCAUCUGCACAAUCCUAUACAUAGAUACACAGCAUGUCUAAAACUAUGCAAACACCUUCAUUAACAGCGGCCACCAUACAAAUCAAAUACAGAACAUGGGCUACACAGGGGCUACUCGAACAUCAAAUUAAUGUCAAACUGAAAUAAAGGACUAAAUUAAAACUAAACU
Messenger RNA from Drosophila obscura, 1269 nucleotides. RefSeq lists its product as uncharacterized. The record is from RefSeq and is a predicted model, not a curated record. The transcript has 2 exons. The coding region runs from base 111 to 1124 and encodes 337 amino acids. NCBI's taxonomy places the organism in Eukaryota, Metazoa, Arthropoda, Insecta, Diptera, Drosophilidae.